Rhododendron vialii is the source of this 1077-nucleotide messenger RNA. Its product is annotated as nascent polypeptide-associated complex subunit alpha-like protein 2. The record is from RefSeq and is a predicted model, not a curated record. The transcript has 4 exons. Gene Ontology annotation, biological process: protein targeting to membrane. Lineage: Eukaryota; Viridiplantae; Streptophyta; Magnoliopsida; Ericales; Ericaceae. The coding region runs from base 141 to 758 and encodes 205 amino acids. Gene Ontology annotation, cellular component: nascent polypeptide-associated complex; cytoplasm.
UGUGCAACGCAAUCCUUCCGCUAAAAACUUUAUCCACUGCGCACCGCGACACUCAACACAAACGUAGUAACAGAGACAAGGACCCUCUCUCUCUCUCUCUCUCUCUCUCUCCGUGGAUCUUUAGAUACCUUCUAUCAGCGAUGCCAGGAGCCGUCAUCGAAGAAAUUGAAGCCCAGAAGAAGCUUCAGGAGGAUGCGCCGGUGAUCGAGGACGUGAAAGAAGAAGACGACCACGACGAUGACGCUGACGACUCCGACGACGACGACGAUGACAAGGAAGACGGCGGUCAAGGUGCAAAUGAGAGUUCAAAGCAGAGUAGAAGUGAAAAGAAGAGCCGCAAGGCAAUGCUGAAGCUAGGCAUGAAACCUGUUACUGGUGUUAGCAGGGUUACCAUUAAGAGAACCAAAAAUGUAUUAUUUUUCAUCUCGAAACCUGAUGUCUUCAAAAGCCCGAAUUCUGAGACCUAUGUCAUAUUUGGAGAAGCAAAGAUUGAGGACUUGAGCUCUCAGCUGCAGACACAGGCUGCCCAGCAGUUCAGGAUGCCAGACAUGUCUGCGAUGGCGAAGUCUGAUAUUUCUGCUGUUACUGGUGGAGCACCUGCAGAUGAAGAAGAGGAAGAGGUUGAUGAAACUGGGGUGGAGCCUCGGGACAUUGAUUUGGUGAUGACUCAAGCUGGCGUGUCCAAGAGCAAAGCUGUCAAGGCUUUGAAGACUCACAACGGAGACAUUGUCAGCGCUAUCAUGGAGCUCACAACUUAGGUCGGCAGGCAAUAUGGUUGGUGCUCUAUGAAGAUGGUUUCCUGAAUUGGUGAUGACUGUUGAGUGGAAAUGUUUUUAGGAAAAUUUGAUGGUGUCAUUUUCGUAGAAUUUUAUAUUGUUGCACCGGCUACUAGCAAGGUACAUUUUUCUUUUUUACUUUGUUGGGCUUUGAACCGUGGUGGCAAAGAAUGCGUUAUUUUAAGAUGUCAUACCAAAUAGUUGUUGCCUGUUUGAACUCUUUUGUGGGAAUUGCCAUGCUUUAUCAUUCAAUUUUCUCCAUUUGUGUUAGUUGUAUGUAUGAAGGAGUUUCUUGCUCUUA